Notothenia coriiceps (black rockcod) is the source of this 4544-nucleotide messenger RNA. Its product is annotated as X-linked retinitis pigmentosa GTPase regulator-like. The transcript has 13 exons. Lineage: Eukaryota; Metazoa; Chordata; Actinopteri; Perciformes; Nototheniidae. The annotation marks the transcript as partial. The record is from RefSeq and is a predicted model, not a curated record.
GCAUAUCCACACUGCUUCCGUAAACAUACAUCUUUGGAAAAACUUUAACCACAGAGCACCGCUACUGAAAUUUCACAAGAUUAAAAAUGUUUCUGGAACAGAGUAGCAGACUGUUAUCCUGCAAACAGACAGACAUACAGACAAGACAGACGGACAUACAGACCGACACACAACAGGAACGCAACAACAAAUCACCUCAACGACAGAUGGAUCAUGAGAUACCAUCAAGGAAUAUGCAGUUAUAUCGAUAGUGCUAAAACAAAAGCAGUUUCAAUCAUUUUUUAAAACUUAUAUCGGUUUCCUGUGACUAACUUCGGGCAGGUUGCUCCUGGGUCCCGCCCCUCUAUGACGUAUCCUGAUCCACCUGUCAGUCGGCACCGAGUCGCACGGUGAGGAGAUGAGAGGGAUGCAUUGAGAUGACCGGACAGGACGAUGUGGACAUACCCGGAGCCAUCUUUACAUUUGGAAAGAGCACUUUUGCUGACAACGUGCCUAGUACAUUCUGGUUGAAGAAUGACCUGCCUGUGCACAUCUCCUGUGGCUGGGAGCACACUGCUGUCACCACAGAAAAUGGCAGGCUGCUCAUGUUUGGUGGUAAUACUUGGGGCCAACUGGGGAUUGGAUCUAAACCUGCUGCCAGCAAACCUGCCUUUGUGAAAGCCUUAAAGUCUGAGAAGGUGAAGCUUGUGGCUUGUGGGAGGGAUCACACAAUCGUCUCCACAUGGCAGGGCAGUGUUUACAGUGCUGGCAGAAACCAAGAGGGGCAGCUCGGUUUGGGUCACCACGACAACACUUCAUCCUUCCUCCUGCUGCAACCCUUCUGUGGCUAUGCACCAAUCAAAAAGCUUUCUUCUGGAUGCAAUACCUCAGCUGCCUUAACAGAGGAUGGGAGGCUGUUCAUGUGGGGAGACAACUCUCAGGGUCAGAUUGGUUUGGGGGAUGAGGGUUUUUCAGCAGAACCCAGAGAGGUGGGUGUUGGUGAGGCGGUGAUCUGGGUCUCCUGUGGGUGCCACCACUCAGCAUUUGUCACAGCGGACGGAGAUCUCUUCACGUUUGGCGAGAGCGCGAAUGGAAGGCUUGGUCUCCAGGGGGAGCAGCUGGCCAAUCACAGAGUCCCUCAGCGGGUGCAAGGGAUUGUGGGUCAUGUCACGCAGGUUUCGUGUGGAGGCGAGCACACCGUGGCACUCACAGAGGAGAACGUGUACACAUUUGGCCGAGGUCAGUACGGUCAGCUGGGCCACGGAACAUUUCUGUUUGAAGUCGAUUUGCCAAAACCACUGGAGCACUUUUCUAACAGUAGUAUCAAACAUGUCGCCUGUGGAGAAAACCACACCGCUGUGAUCACAAGCAGCGGGCUUCUCUACACGUUUGGUAACUGUCGUCAUGGGAAACUGGGUUUAGGGCAGGAGAACUUUAUCAACCACUUCAGCCCGGCCCUCUGCACACGUUUCCUAAAGUACAAUGUUCUAAUAGUGUCCUGCGGUGGAAACCACAUGCUGGUAACUGCAGCCCCCAGACCACCAGAGAGUCAAGAAGUGUUGCCAGGGGAGGAUGUGACAAUCACAGAUACCUUUUUGGAGCCAAAUUAUCGAGAACUCCUGCUGCUGGAAACUUUGAUUGAUCCUAAUUUAAUCGUCCCACUCUCAGCGAUCGCUGCUCGAGCCCGCCACAGACAAAAAGGAAUCUCUGAGGAGAUGUUUCACAACCUCCCACGUCUAAAUUCUGGUUUCCUCAACACCUCCUGGCAAACAUCCAGAAAUAUUCCAACCCCCAAAACACUCUCAAAGGACUUUACUACCCCUACAUCAUCCCCUCAACCACAAUCAGAAGUGACACUAAGCCCCCCACUCUCCCCCAGAUCUCCAGUGAUCUCAUCUCAACCAUCGAGCCCACAUUCUCAGUCAUCAAACACCUCUCAGAACAAAUCCUCUGCUUUCUAUAGGUCUACAUCCGAGUGGCCUUCUCCCAUACUAUCACCAGAGUAUUUAAAUAAUCAUGACACAUCAAUAUCUCCUAAAAGUACGCCAGAACAAAGUCUGUAUAAAGAGGCAACCACUGAAAAAGCCUUAAUUGAAGAAUCUCCUUCAGCACCUAAAGAGCCCUGCAGCCCCAACAGACCCUCCAGUGAUGUUUCCAAUCAACUUCUCAGUGAGGAAGAAGAGCAACCUGCCUCGCAAUCAACAGAGGGAGAAACUAUGCAGAGGCAAAUGACCAUAGAAGAUGUGGAGGAGGAUCUGUCUGAGGAAGGAUCUCACUCUGACAUUUGGCCAAAUAUGGACAAGAAGAAAGGCAGGCCUCCUAUAGGAACUACGGAAGAGGCAGAGUUGUUUGCCAAACAGUUCAAUUGGGAGGCAGAACAAGAUUCUCCUAAGGCUUCAGCCACAGAGCGCCUGAAGGGCUCUUUAAAGAAAGAAGUGACUCCACCAAGGAGUCCAAAAAACACACCCAAAAAAGUCUCAUCUAAAGGCAAAGAGAACAUUACAAAGCAGACCAUUAAAAUAAAAAGUCAUGAAGCUCAAAAUCAAUCUUCCCAUUUUAAAUCAAAAAAACUAUCAUCACCGAGUCCAAAAACUCCACAAUCUGUCCGAAACACACUCACUGAAGCCCCGCAGAGAACGACUGAAGGGACGGCAGAUGACAGGAAACAUAGAAAUGGGAAAGAAAGUAUAAUAAACAAAGAGGAUAUGAAAGAAGAAGUGUUUAAUGUAACAGAGGGAAAGGACAUCACGAGCAUAUCUGUCCAAAGUGAAAGUUUGUCAUCUGUAGAAAAACAUGAAGAAAUUCAGAGAGAAACCACUGAGGUGAGACCUUUUGGAGAAGAGACGCAACAGGAGACACGACGAUUAAAAACAACUCCAUCAAGAGAUUCGCUCAAGGUUAAGUCUGCCCUUGGAAAAGGUCAAAACAAAGGACCUGGUGUAAAAUCACUACCAGGGAAAAUACAAGAUAAAAGUGCAGGAAUUACGCCCGUUAAAGGCAAAGGAAAAGUUGUGAAAGAUGAGUUAAACAAAGCUCAAAAGAUGAAUAGUACAACUGCAGGUAAGCAGAAGACACCCGAAGGUGACAGUGCUAAAGUAAAAGACAAAAAGAUGGCAAAAGAAACUCAAAUAAAGGCAAAACCAAGAGCAGAAGGAGACAGAGUUAAAGCUGACUCUGAAGGUAAUAAGAAAGCAAAGCCCAGAAGUAAGCAGACUGAAGCAUCCAGCCCGCUGUUAUCACAGCAGGAUGCAUCUGCUGAAGUGCUAUGUAGCCCUAUUUCCUCACAAAGCACUCGGAGAACAGAGGUCGUCUCUGUCUGUGGAGCCAAGUCCCUGCAGGGCCCUGGACCUGCUGAUAGAGACCUGCUUGCUGCUGGGUCACACAGAGAGGACACUCAGAGCCUCACUGAAGAAAAGCCAAAGUGGGGGGAAGUCAUCAGUACCGCAGCCUCUCUUCUCCCUGCUGUUGGAAUAGCAGGUGCAGCUAUGGGGGUCCUUAGUGAGGCGGGGACAAGAGAACAGGGCUUCCAGUCUGACUCUACACCCCCCAAAACACCCAACCGAGUCAAGCAAUUCACAAAGCAGAGCGCCGUUAUGCAACCUUCCUUUUCCACAACAUUGUCAGAUUCUUCUUCAAAUCCACAAGCAGAAAGCUCAAAGAAAGAUGUUCAGGUCAAUAAGGAUGAAGUUCAGGAUGAAGACAGUGACGACACGUUUCAGGAGGCGGAGAGAAAUGACGUGGAAUGUUCACAAACUGAGGGGAAGAACAGAAGGGGCGCAGAAGAGGAAACUUUCCAGCAAGAACAUGAAGAAGACGAGGAAACCUACAAGGAUCACGUGAGAGAAGACGGUGCAGGUGAGGGAAAAGGGAAAGAUAAGGAGAGUGGAAGUGAGGUGGGGAACAACAAAGCGGAGGAGGAGGGGGAGGAGGGGGGAAGUAAAGUAAGUGAGAGUGUUUCUGUGGAGGAUGAGGAAGAACAAGAUAAUGAAACUGCAAAGGAAGAUGGUGAGGAGGAAACAGCCACCAGCAUCGAGGAAGAGGAGGAAGGAAGUGAGAAAAGUGAGGUCAAAGAAGAGGAGGAGGAAGAGGAAGAAGAAGGAAGUGAGGAAGCAGGUGGAGAAGGGAGUGAGUUUGAGGAAAGUGUGGCAUCAGAGGAGGAGGGAAGUGAGGAGGAAGAAAGUGAGGUGAGUGAGGAUGAAGAAGAUGAAAGUGGUGAAGAGUCAGGAAGCAGCGAGAGCAGGGAGGAGGACACUUCAGCAUCUGUCUCGGAAGAAGAAGAAAACAAGGAGGAGGAGGAGGAGGAGGAGGAGGAGGAGGAGGAGGAGGAAGAAGAAACUGAAGAUCAAAAAGAUUCGAGCGAAAGUGAGAAGCAGGAUGAUGCCAGUGUUCAGGAGGAAGAGGAAGAUGAGGAGGAAGAGAGUAAGGAGGAGGAGGAAGAGGAUGAGGAGGAAGAGGAGGAGGAAGAGAGUAAGGAGGAGGAGGAAGAGAGUAAGGGGGAGGAGGAAGAGAGUAAGGAGGAGGAGGAAGAGAGUAAGGAGGAGGAGGAAGAGAGUAAGGGGGAGGAG